Molecule: messenger RNA, 393 nt
Organism: Ostreococcus lucimarinus CCE9901
Lineage: Eukaryota; Viridiplantae; Chlorophyta; Mamiellophyceae; Mamiellales; Bathycoccaceae
Exons: 2
Coding region: 1-393 (130 amino acids)
Biological process (GO): mRNA splicing, via spliceosome
Cellular component (GO): P-body; Lsm1-7-Pat1 complex; U4/U6 x U5 tri-snRNP complex
Molecular function (GO): RNA binding
Source: RefSeq, a predicted model, not a curated record
AUGUCGCCGUCGCGCGUCGUCCCCCUAACAUUCGCGCGCGGUGCCAUCGAAAAAAUCGCGAAAUCGCGAUCGCGCCGCGCCGACGUCAAAAGCACGCGCGUCCUCGACGUCGCGUUGUUUUACUCGUACUUUAAGACGCUCGUGGGGAAGCCGGUGACGGUGGAGCUGAAGAACGAUCUCGCCAUCGCGGGCACGCUCGUGUCGGUGGAUCAAUACUUGAACAUUAAGCUCGAAAACACGCGGGUGACGGAUGAGGCGCGGUAUCCGCACAUGCGAAGCGUGAGGAAUUGUUUCAUUCGCGGGAGCGUCGUGCGAUACGUGCAGUUGCCGGAAGCGGCGGUCGACGUGGACAUUCUGCACGACGCCACGCGGCGCGAGGCGCGAGGGGCGUGA